CCACUGACAUGUCCCACAAGAGCAUAGUGGGCUUGUGGUUAUCACUCGUUCUCUUAGGAGCUGGAGCUUCCGAGACAAAAGAACUGUAUGGCAUUCUGGGGGGCUCUGUCACUUUCCGAUUGACAGAACCUCCACCGUAUGAAAAGAUUCGCUGGAGUAAAGGUAUCUACGGAAACUCCAUACGUAUUAGUGCGGUGAAUGAUGGGGAAGAUGGGGAACCAUGUGGCCUCCAGGGCUUCCUCACAGUCUUUGAAGAGGAACUGAGGGUCUCUGAGGACUGCCGAGAACUACAUCUCAGCCAUCUACAGGAAGAGGACGCUGGCAGAUACACGGCACAUAUUGUUCAACAAAACAGAAUCUCAAAGGAGUUCUUUGACCUGGAGGUGCUUAAACAGUUUCCGGAGUCUGAGAUAAGAGUGACCUGCACUUCCAUGGGGGCUGGAAAGGGAGUUUGGCAGCUGAAUUGCUCUACAGGGACCUUGAAAGAUGAAAUGGAAUUCAGAUGGAACGCAAGUUACAAGGGCAUUGAUAUCAUCUCCGAGGGUUCUGUGGUGGAGCUCAACUCCCAAGACCUUGAUCUAGAAUUCACCUGCAUGGCAAAAACAGAGGAUAGUGUAGCAUUCAGGACAGUCACCUUAAAGGAAGUUUGUUCUGGACAGACCAAGAACCUGCCUGGGCUGCCUCUCUGGGCCCUGCUGUGUCUUAGCCUAGGGGGAAGUCUUCUUCUUCCUGGCUGCAUGGAACUCAUUCCCAUGGAGAAAUCCAGAAAAGCAGAUGGAGGAGGAAGAAGUCGGGCCCACCCCAGCCUGGAGACGACUGACAGAUGCCUGAGAUGAGUCUCCUUCCUGCCGCUUCACUUCCUGGUCUUCCUGGGCAGCUUUUCAGAGGAGCUUUUGGGACAAGGGGGCUUCUGUGGACCAGCCAAUGAUAUGUGGCUAGUGGGAGAGGCUUGGGUUGGUCCUCUGCAUCUGCUUUCAUUGCUGCCUUGUCUGGCCCCCAAGGAAAACUCCAGCACUUGCUUCCUUAUUUUUAAUAUUUGGGAGUUGAAAGGGGAAACUGGGAAGACAGUUUACAUUUUGGUAAAUCUGGCCCAUGGCACGACUGAGGAACUAGUCAUGGCCUGGGAACAGGCCGCGGCUGGGGCCUUGGACCGUGUCGCACCUUUGCGGCCUCUGACCCGGCGCAGAUCUCGUCCGGCUCCUUGUUUCUCCGAGGGGCUGAGGGAGAUGAAACGCCGGAGAAG
Molecule: messenger RNA, 1243 nt
Organism: Ahaetulla prasina
Lineage: Eukaryota; Metazoa; Chordata; Lepidosauria; Squamata; Colubridae
Product: SLAM family member 9-like
Exons: 5
Coding region: 9-836 (275 amino acids)
Biological process (GO): T cell activation
Cellular component (GO): external side of plasma membrane
Source: RefSeq, a predicted model, not a curated record